Messenger RNA from Penicillium daleae, 1485 nucleotides. RefSeq names its product hydantoinase/dihydropyrimidinase family protein. The transcript has 2 exons. NCBI's taxonomy places the organism in Eukaryota, Fungi, Ascomycota, Eurotiomycetes, Eurotiales, Aspergillaceae. The record is from RefSeq and is a predicted model, not a curated record. Gene Ontology annotation, cellular component: cytoplasm. Gene Ontology annotation, molecular function: hydrolase activity, acting on carbon-nitrogen (but not peptide) bonds. The coding region runs from base 1 to 1485 and encodes 494 amino acids.
AUGCAGUUACUCUCCGCCUAUGAUUGUCUGAUUGUCAACGGCACUGUCGUGACAGCUUCGGAUACAGCUUGCUAUGACAUUGCCAUCAAGGAUGGGAAAGUCGCGCUGCUCGCCCCUACGGGUAUCUUAGACCAUAAUGCGGCCAAGCGCGUCAUCGACGCAGAAGGUGCAUAUGUAAUGCCCGGGGGUAUCGACGCCCACGUCCACCUGGCAGAACCCCAGCUCUUUGGCAAGGGACGCACCGCGGACGACUUCACGACCGGUAGCCGGUCCGCCAUCGGCGGCGGCACGACGACCAUCAUCGCGUUCGCGCCUCAGGAUAAGAGGGACGAGUCUCUGCUCCCCGCGUUGGAAGAAACUUCUCUUAAAGCGCUCAACAGCACUUACUGCGACUAUUCCUUCCAUUUGCUCAUCUCAAACCCCUCGCCAGUCGCCCUCGACGAGUUUACUCUCCUCCGAGAUCGCGGCAUCUCAUCGGUGAAAAUCUACAUGACUUACGAAGCCCUACAGCUCCGGGAUAACCAAAUCCUCGAUGUCCUUCUCCGCGCCCGCCAGACGGGGAUCACGACCAUGAUCCACGCCGAAAACGGAGAUGUACUGGCCUGGAUGACUGCGAAGCUCGAAGAGCAGAAUCUGCUUGCUCCAAAGUAUCAUGCGACUUCGCGGCCGCAGCUUGUAGAGACCGAGGCGACGAACCGCGCGAUCGCACUGGGACAACUAAUCAACACUCCAAUCUUGAUUGUGCACGUUUCAUCUCCGUCAGCGGCGGAGUUGAUUCGAAAUGCGCAAACGAGGGGCAUCCCCGUCUAUGCGGAGACGUGUCCGCAGUAUCUCUUUCUGACUCGAGAUGAUCUGGAUAAGCCCGGUUUCGAGGGCGCCAAGUGCGUGUGUUCACCGCCUCCUCGCGAAGGAAAGCAGGACCACGAGCAGAUCUGGAAGGGACUUCAGAACGGAACAUUUACGAUCCUGUCGUCCGAUCAUUGUCCUUUCUUCUAUGAUGAUAGCGAGAUUGGGAAGAAAGGUGCGAUCACAGAGGAUGCGCCCGUCGGACGAUUCAAGUACAUUCCGAACGGGUGUCCUGGGGUGGAAACACGAUUACCCUUGGUCAUGAGCGAGAAGAGAUUGCCUGUGCAAAAGUUCGUCGAGGUGACGAGUGCCAACCCGGCCAAGUUGUAUGGCCUUUAUCCGAAGAAGGGCGCGUUGAUUCCGGGCGUGUCCGAUGCCGAUCUGGUCAUUUGGUAUCCAGAUUCCAUGCAGCCCUUCAGCAUCACCAAUGACCUGCUACAUCAUAAUGUCGAUUAUACCCCGUUCGAGGGCAGAAUGGUCUCUCAAUGGCCACGGUACACACUGAUUCGUGGGGAAGUGGUGUGGGAUCGAGAUAAUGGGGGCAUCGUGGGCAAACCCGGCUAUGGCCAAUUUAUCAAGAGAGAGCGUAGUGUUUGGGCAAGUGCCGAGCUCCCAGCAUGGAAUGUGGAGGACUUUUGA